ACGGGCCUUUUCGAGCUCAGCCAAAGAGAAUGCUGCGUCUACAGUGCUGAAGGGUUCUUAGUGCGGGGGGCUGUGAUUGGCUGGGAGCGCUCCGGUGCAAUGGCGGCAGUGGGGCUGUGUGGAGGCGAUUUCUCGGACCUGCGGGAGAUCAAGAAGCAGCUGCUGUGCGUGGCGGAGCGGAGCCGCGAGCGAGGGCUGCAGCACAGCGGCAAGGCCUCCGAACUCGCCUUUGCAUUGGAUCCUCUGCCGUUGAGCGAACUGCCGCCGCCGCCUGCGCUCACAGAGGAGGAUGCUCGUGAUCUGGAUGCCUACACAUUAGCCAAGUCUUACUUUGACCUAAAGGAAUAUGACAGGGCUGCCUAUUUUCUACGGGGAUGCAAGAGUCAGAAAGCUUACUUCUUGUAUAUGUAUUCUAGAUACCUGUCAGGGGAAAAGAAGAAGGAUGAUGAGACAGUGGAUAGUUUGGGACCUCUGGAAAAAGGACAGGUGAAAAAUGAAGCUCUACGAGAAUUGCGAGUUGAGCUUAGUAAGAAACACAAGGCACGGGAAUUGGAUGGAUUUGGCCUUUAUUUGUACGGUGUCGUGCUGCGGAAGCUGGACCUGGGGAAAGAAGCCAUAGAUGUGUUCGUUGAAGCUACCCAUGUCUUACCUUUGCACUGGGGAGCCUGGCUGGAACUUUGCAACUUGAUUACAGAUAAAGAGAUGUUGAAGUUCCUGUCGUUGCCAGAUACAUGGAUGAAAGAGUUCUUUCUUGCACACAUUUAUACAGAGCUGCAGCUGAUAGAGGAGGCUCUGCAGAAGUACCAGAGUCUCAUUGAUGCAGGAUUUUCCAAAAGCACUUACAUAAUCUCUCAGAUUGCAGUUGCCUACCACAAUAUCCGAGAUAUUGACAAAGCUUUAUCCAUCUUUAACGAGCUAAGGAAACAAGAUCCUUACAGGAUAGAAAACAUGGACACUUUCUCCAACUUGCUAUAUGUAAGGAGCAUGAAGCCUGAGUUGAGCUAUCUGGCGCACAAUCUCUGUGAGAUAGACAAGUAUCGUGUGGAGACCUGCUGCGUAAUUGGAAAUUAUUACAGUUUGCGUUCCCAGCAUGAAAAAGCAGCCCUCUAUUUCCAGAGGGCCUUGAAACUGAAUCCUCGUUACCUGGGAGCAUGGACACUUAUGGGACAUGAGUAUAUGGAAAUGAAGAACACAUCUGCAGCUAUCCAGGCUUAUAGACAUGCAAUAGAGGUGAACAAAAGGGACUACAGAGCAUGGUAUGGCUUGGGGCAAACCUAUGAAAUCCUGAAAAUGCCAUUUUACUGUCUUUAUUACUACCGACGGGCCCACCAGCUUAGACCAAAUGAUUCUCGUAUGCUGGUUGCUCUAGGAGAAUGCUAUGAGAAACUCAAUCAGUUGGUGGAAGCUAAAAAGUGCUAUUGGAGAGCUUAUGCUGUAGGAGAUGUGGAGAAAAUGGCACUGGUGAAACUAGCAAAGCUGCAUGAACAGUUGAAUGAAUCUGAACAAGCAGCUCAAUGCUAUAUCAAAUACAUCCAGGAUAUCUAUUCCUGUGGGGAGAUAGUGGAACACCUGGAGGUCAGCACUGCCUUCCGUUACCUGGCCCAGUACUACUUCAAGUGUAAGCUCUGGGAUGAAGCCUCUGCUUGUGCUCAGAAGUGCUGUGCAUUCAAUGAUACUAGAGAAGAAGGGAAGGCCCUGCUGCGGCAGAUCUUACAGCUCCGAAACCAGGGAGAAAUGUCAUCCACAGACAUUGCUGCUCCUUUUUUCCUCCCUGCGUCCCUGUCAGCAAACAACACUCCCACACGUCGUGUUUCUCCACUCAAUCUGUCUUCUGUAACACCAUGAUCAAUGCUGAUACUUCUGUGUGUUGAAUGAGACGUUACAGAUUUCUUUCUAGUGAAACUCGGACGUUCAUUGUUGCCAUGAAGGUGAGGAGUUACUAGAGCUCACAGCUGAAGAUGGAUGUGCCCCACCAGGCAAAGGUGCAGCCUAUGUGAAAAGUGCCUGUGCUGAGACAUGAGAACUGCUGUGCUUCUCACCUCAUCAUUCCAGUCAGAUGGCAGAAUGUUCCAGUAUGCAGGACCACUCCUAACUGAGGGACCAGAAAAAGCUUGUCUGCUUGAGUUAAAAUGUAUUUGAAGUUUGGUUCUGCUGUGUUACCUCUAUAGUCUUUACUGAACUUCUCUGGAUGACCUCUUGGUGGUAUCAUUGCCAUCGCUGUAGGAAACUGUUGCCUGCCUACUUAACGACUUUCAAUUGUCUUGAACUACACAGAUGUUCCACUGAAGCAGUAGAUAUGGGCGCUUAGGUAUAGUGCCAUGUCCAUGUGUCAGUACUGACAGAUGUCAGAGGAAUUCCAAGUAGCUGUAGGUGACAGCUGUUUGUCUUUCUGUCUGUGGAUCUGACCUACUUUGGCUUUCAGUAGAAAAGCAGCCACUGGGGUAACACAAUUAAAAACUAAUGGUUAAGUUACUGUC
Messenger RNA from Neopsephotus bourkii (Bourke's parrot), 2477 nucleotides. RefSeq names its product cell division cycle 23 (gene CDC23). The transcript is spliced from 16 exons. The record is from RefSeq and is a predicted model, not a curated record. NCBI's taxonomy places the organism in Eukaryota, Metazoa, Chordata, Aves, Psittaciformes, Psittacidae. Gene Ontology annotation, biological process: cell division. The coding region runs from base 100 to 1845 and encodes 581 amino acids. Gene Ontology annotation, cellular component: anaphase-promoting complex. Gene Ontology annotation, molecular function: protein binding.